GAAGGUUUAGCUCGACUGUUAAAAAGAAGAGCAGAGGCCACGCAGGAGCAGUGAGGAUGUGCUCCUUCUCUCUCCGUACUGUUAGCGCAUGUGUAUUUGUUCAUUUUGAUGGAACUCCAUCAAAUCAAACCGCGGCAUCUGUCAUUUCCAACCUAUUAUAUGAACUCCAUAUCCGCCAAGCUUGGAGCAAAACUCGUCUCCACUUCCGCUAAAUUUAGGGGUAUCUGUUCAUCUUCCCUAAAUUUGGAGAACACCCAGAAGCCAGUUCGCAGACUCACUGGCAGAAACAGUGGUUCGUUGGGUAGUGUUAGGGUUUCCGAGGCACAGCUUAAGGAAAACUGGUUAGAAUCUCUAUCUUGCCCAUUUCCAUUUCCGGGGGAGGAAGUGCGCUCGUGUGGUGAAGAAGACGAGCCCCGAAGUAAUGUUGAAACAGAAUGGGUAAUUGGCAUUGAUCCAGAUCUUUCUGGGGCGUUGGCGCUCUUGAAGAGCGAUGAGUCAGGGUGUUCCGCUCAGGUAUUUGAUUCUCCUCAUUUACAAGUGCUAGUUGGAAAACGAGUUCGAAAGCGUUUAGAUGCCAAGUCAAUUGUUCAUUUGCUUCAAAGUUUCAAUGCACCAAUUGGAACUACUGCUUAUAUAGAGCAAUCAAUCCCUUUUCCACAAGAUGGGAAACAGGGAUGGUGGAGUGGCGGAUUUGGUUAUGGGCUAUGGAUUGGGAUCCUAGUUGCUUCUGGAUUUUCUGUUGUUCCAGUGCCAUCGUUCACGUGGAAGAAUGAGUUUGAACUCUCUGGAGGUCCAUCAAGCAAGGAUGAUAGCAGGAAAGUAGCAUCCAUGUUAUUUCCGUCUCUAAGCCCCCUAUUUAAACGGAAGAAAGAUCAUGGGCGAGCUGAGGCUUUACUCAUUGCUGCUUAUGGUAAAGGCCUCAAGAUGAAGCUAGACUCUUCAUGCAUCUCAGAGGAUUGAUAACUCAAGAAUCCUAAAUUGCCCCAGGAUCCCACUCUUCUACCACGUCCAGCUUUUAAUGCUGCCAGGUGUUCUUUGUCCUUGGAAGUUGAUGUGGUGAGAAGGAAAUAGGUUGAUGAAGCUGUUUUACAAGAUCAACUGUUUGAAUUCAUAGUUGUUCUUUGAGAGUAAUCACUCGUUGAGACUGGAAGCAGAUAGCGUAGAGGUCAGGUAGUUACUGAACUUGGAUGGCAGCAGCCUGCAACUAAUCGUACCCCUGAGGAUAUAAUGUUCAAUAAAUUUCAACCAAUUUAUGUGGAUGGUAUGUUUGUUUUCUAGCUGUUUCAUUAAUUUAAAUGGAAAAAGAGACCUAUACAGCUGACUUAUUCUUUAAAAUGGGAGCACCCACCCCACAGAAGAUAAAAUAGAAAGCCAAUUAGUUCA
Molecule: messenger RNA, 1383 nt
Organism: Malania oleifera
Lineage: Eukaryota; Viridiplantae; Streptophyta; Magnoliopsida; Santalales; Ximeniaceae
Product: Holliday junction resolvase MOC1, chloroplastic
Exons: 7
Coding region: 109-960 (283 amino acids)
Molecular function (GO): crossover junction DNA endonuclease activity
Source: RefSeq, a predicted model, not a curated record